AUGGAAGAUCUUACCGAAACACCACAUGCUUCGCCAUAUCAGCGAGAUCGCGGCCUGGGAGCGGGUAAACCCGCGAGCUUUUCAUACCUUCCAAGACGAAGACUGCAUAGGGCAAUGGAAACUGUUAUGUGUUGCCUCACCCUGCAGCAUGAUGGAAUGGCGGUUGAUGAGCCGCUACUUACUUCGCUUAGCUGCGACGACUUGAAGCCCUGGUUGCUUACAGCUUUCUGGCUCUGCGACCGCUACACUGCCCUGGGUUUUGUGGCUACAGAGCGGCCAAGCUGGGAGUUGGCUCUGGUUCCCUGGAGUGGCUACAGAUGGGUUUUGUGGCUACAGAGCGGCCAAGCUGGGAGUUGGCUCUGGUUCCCUGGAGUGGCUACAGACAAGACUGGGAGUUGGCUCUAG
This is a messenger RNA of Symbiodinium sp. CCMP2592, 405 nucleotides long. The record is from the annotation of a GenBank genome assembly. Lineage: Eukaryota; Dinophyceae; Suessiales; Symbiodiniaceae.